AUGGGCUCUCGCUUCUCGAAGAAGUCGAAAGUUCAGCCUGAGUCCAGAACAGCAUCUCGAUUCUAUUCAUUGAGAGAGUUGGGACAUGGCACAGACAAGACGGAAGGUGAUGUUCCAAACACGGCUCGGGUGAGGUCAAAAUCCAAUGGAUGGACUGAUGAUCAAGAACAACACCAAACGUCCUCUAAAACGUCAGUGCACACAUCAUCGUUUUCAUCUGCAUCAUCAUUUACAACAGCCUCCUCCUCCGCAUCAUCAUCAAAUAUGAAGGUUUUGAACCAAAAGGUCGGGCGUGGCACGUCGUUCAACUCUCUUCCUCAAACCGUUGAAACGAGUAGUAGUGGCCUUAAUAACAACACAGCAACGAGCAGCACGAGCGGUUCGGACCUUAUGGUUGUUCCUUCUAGAAAACAUUCUUCCUCACCAGAUAUACACUCCAUCAAAGCUCAACCAACAAGUAAUACUAUUCCCACUAGCCAUUCGGAUAUUGGAGUUAUUCCUUCAAGGAGACCCCGACAUUUUCAAUCCAAAUCUUCACCACAAACCACCUGUACAAACCUCCCACAAUCAAGCAACAGCAUCACAAACAAGGUCACCUCAACUGAUGAGGAACAACAUCUGAAUACACAAUACGCACCAACGGCCGCCUCAUCAAAAACCUUGGAGUCAUCAGCAAACCCAACAGUAUUGGAAAGCAACAAAGACAAUCCUCCUAGCUCAGGCGAUUUAGAGGUAGCGUAUCUGAGUAACAAACCUAUUUCCUCGGUGGUAUCGACUUCGAGUUCGUCAGAAGUGGAACAAGCUAUUUCAAGUGGUGCUGAGUUACACAUUUCGGAGACGUCAAGCACACCUAUGCGACAUCUUAACAACGAUCAAGCUGCCGGGGAAAAUAUAGUACUGCAAGGUCGUCCCAAUGACACCUUGCGACCAGGGGUUGAUGAGCACGCUCAUGAAGAAAGAGACAGGAGGAGAUUGUCAAAUAAGGGAGCUGUAGCAUCAAACGGUCCUCAAACCAAAGUGUCAGCUAGCAAAAUAGAGAGCCACAAACGACAAGGCGAGCAGUUCGAUAUUGCAUCUCUCUUCAGCCCCAAAGUCAACCAUGACAUCCCCGCUUCUCCUUGGGCAAGACAAUCAUCCCAUACGACUUCCCUCAAUGAAGAUCAAAGAGGGAAGACUUGUGUCAACACGAACUCCAAAUCCACCAAUGCGUCAAUAAGCAAUAAUGCGCUUCAGUAUCAAAAAAACUGGUUUGAUUCAAUUUUCUGCAGAGUAGAAACCUCUCCAACAGCGAAUGCGGACAGGUCCCAGUGGGACACACAAUCCACAUUUUCAACAACAAGCUCCACAAAAAGCAGAAAAAGUUCUAAUGAAAUGGACAAGAGAAGGGUCUCAUUUGGCACAACAACAACCAUCACGUGUUUGGAGAGUGAUGAAACUUCUAGCAUUUCAUCCUACUCGAGCAAUAACUCGAAAACCUUAUCUAGCCGCCCCUCCUCGUCACACGAAUCGAGCAAUGUUCCCCUUAUUGCAAUAAGCAGAGCCGAUCUUCAUCAUGAUCAGAGUCUUUCAACAACUUCUCGCUCCAUCAACGAAGAAAGGCGGAAAAGAGUCCAAGAAAAACUCAAGCAAAGAACUACCAUUUCUCCACAUCAGCAUUUUGAAAGUGUUCGGUUUCACAGAAAUAAUCCAAGCUGCUACCAGCCUCAUCACAGAACAACAAACAAGACUGGCUACAGCACGUUCUCCCCUUCCUCAUCUUCGCAUAGAUACACGUUGUCCGUGUCGUCGUCGUCGUCAACUGACGGCUACCAUAGGAGUGGGCAGACAAGAGAAACCUCCGGUUUCGACCAACGGGUUAAAUAA
This is a messenger RNA of Naegleria lovaniensis, 1863 nucleotides long. RefSeq lists its product as uncharacterized. The coding region runs from base 1 to 1863 and encodes 620 amino acids. The transcript has a single exon. The record is from RefSeq and is a predicted model, not a curated record. Lineage: Eukaryota; Heterolobosea; Eutetramitea; Acrasida; Naegleriidae.